Capronia epimyces CBS 606.96 is the source of this 1620-nucleotide messenger RNA. RefSeq lists its product as uncharacterized. Gene Ontology annotation, cellular component: anaphase-promoting complex. The record is from RefSeq and is a predicted model, not a curated record. Gene Ontology annotation, biological process: anaphase-promoting complex-dependent catabolic process. NCBI's taxonomy places the organism in Eukaryota, Fungi, Ascomycota, Eurotiomycetes, Chaetothyriales, Herpotrichiellaceae. The transcript has a single exon. The coding region runs from base 1 to 1620 and encodes 539 amino acids.
AUGGCUUUGCAUCGUAACAGUGCGCUCGCCACUCUUAGCGCUGACGAGAGAACCAUUGUGCAACGCAAAAUGGCCAUAGCCAUGUACGGAUAUAGCUGGCUGAAGCCGGCAGGGUGUGCCAAAACGAUGCUGGGUAGGCGCGAGGAGGAACUCGAGAGAGAGGAAGUUGAGAGGCAGCUGAGGGAAGUCGAAAUGCAGGAGAGAAUCCAGCAGGAAGCCGACGAGCAGGAACGACUGGCUAGACUUGGGGAGAUGGGAGAGCCGGAAGGAGAGCGAGAUCUGGAUGAAGACAUCCCUGACGCCGACCCAGAUGAGGAGGGGGACGAAGAUGAGGAUGAUCCAUACGACGACUUUGAAGAGGAAGCCGAGGAAGACGGCAUGGAGGGAGAUCUGGACGACGAGAUCCCAGAUGCCGACGAGGAUGACGAGAAUGACGAUGAGAUCAUGUCUCCUGACCCCGAAACCGCCAACGCGGACUGGAUCUAUGACACACGUCGAGAGCCAGACACGGACGAGGAAGAGGGUGCUUUGUCCCCGGCCCACCCCGGUCGAGCCAGGGUGCACGCAAAUAUUAGCGUCGCUGGUGUCUACAUCACUGACCCUGGAAGUGGCUAUGACUACGACGAGCGAGAUGCAGAGGACUUGGCGGACGCAAUGCUUGACGAGGAUGAGAUAUUCGAUCACCAGAACGCCGAUCCAGGCGAGCGGGAUCUAGAUGAGGAAAUUCCCGAAGCCGAGUCGGAACAGGGGUGGGAGCAUACCGACACAGAACUUGAGGCAAGCGAAAUGGACAUUUCCAUGCUUGCCAGUGGUCAGAUCCAUCCGGCGGAGCCCGCGAGCCGAGACUCCUCGCGGCGUAUUUCUGGCAGACACGUCGCAGAUGGCUCAAGAAGGGCUUCAGGACGCAGAAGUUCAGGGCCAUGGAUCACGGGUCUUUCUAGAGCUCAAAGUCCAGGCCAGCCAGGGCUCGACUCGGCGCGUUACAGCCGGCCCACGCCCGCCUCUGUGCACGUGGAGCCGCGGGCGAGGGUCAUCUCUGGGAACCGCGCUCACGCUCACGCUCACGCUCACCAGCAGCAUCAAUACAUUCAGACGCCGGUAAUGCUGGAUAGCCCGCUCGAAGUUGACUUGGAACUUGACGGUGAGCUGGAUCCCUUUGUGUCUAGUAGGAGAGCCACCACGACGAGAAAUAUGCGCCGCGGCAUGCCUAGGAGCGUUACCGCCACAGCGGGACCAGAUUCAGCGGCAUCGAGUAGGACCGACACAGCAGGUCUGAAUGUGAAUGUGAAUGAAAACCCAUCGCGCACAACCGCGGCGCGGAACUGGCUCGACGGUGCCGCCGCCGCGGUGGGCGGCAGUGCAAGGCGGACGUUGUUUGGGCGAGCCGUGAGAAGGGCCAAUGCCGGCACGGUAAACACGGCUGCUACGGACACUACCGCGGCGUCGAGUGGUGGCCUAUUCACACCCUCGCCUGCCACAGAACAACCGGAAGGGACGGCGCAAGACUGGGAAACACCCGUCAGUGGCCAGGCAAGCCAGGAGUCGGGUCAAGGACGGGACCAGCGAGAGACACGCACCCGGAGUGGACGCUUUCUGAGCGGAAGGAGAAGAGAGCGGUAG